UCGCGCUGUUUCUCUCCCUGUCUCUGCCAGUCAGUCCUGGUGCAAACAUGACAAUUUUGCGCUCCUCAUAUACUCCCCGUAGCUUUUGCUAAAUAUCUCUAUGGGACAGGCUAAAACAGCACACAAGGCGUUAAGGUUGCCAAUGCCAUCUCACCAGCUCAGUGGAGUUAUUUGACCUUCGGUGAUGCGAGGAAUCCUUAAGGGGCCAGCAGCUGUUUGUGUGCGCCUGUGGUGUGACAGCCCCCGCCCCCACCUCACCGCGCCUGGGGACUAAUAUUUCAACCCUGCUAAAAUGCCUUCCCAGAACAUGUGCUGUCUGUCACUCAACUUAUUUGGAAUACCCGGUGGCGACACAAAGUUGAAUGAAAAGUUAAAGCGCGUUUCCACAGUACUAAGACUUGAACCUCGCCCGAAACCGGUGCCUUUCACUACACAACCGCACAUUCAGCUCGCAGAGCGUAGAUCUGCUGGACUUGUUACUGGAGGUGCUUGGUAUUGUUUGGGUCUAGUCCGACAUGGCUGGCACUAUUACAAACUGCAUAGCCCUUGUGCUUCUGGGAGCUGUUCUUGCACAGGCAUCAUAUUUACCUGAAGAUGAAACUGGUGAAUCAGAGAGCAUUCCUGUCCUGCAUCCCUGGCAACAGAGAACAGCAAAAGGUUCCAGUCUGAUAAGGGUAAAAAGAGCCUGGGUCAUACCUCCGAUACGUGUGUCUGAGAACUUGAGACAAAUUCCACAGUUUCUAGUUCAGGUAAAAUCUGACAAGCAGACACCAGGAUCUGUCCUUUACAGCAUCAAGGGGCCAGGAGUUGAUGAAGAACCAUAUGGUGUUUUUAGCAUUGAUCAGUAUAACGGUAACGUCUCCGUGAAUGCUGUGCUGGACAGAGAGAAACAUGAGAAGUUUAAGCUUAAAGUAUAUGCUGUGGAUAGUAAUGGGAAACCUUUGGAAGAUCCUACAAAUCUGGAGAUCGUUGUGAUUGAUCAAAAUGACAACAAGCCUACCUUCCUACAGCAGAUUUUUACUGGUCGCAUCCCAGAAGGUUCUGCCCCAGGGACAUUAGUGGCCAUGGACACAAAAAUAGAAGCUAAGGAUGAUGAUGACCCUACCACUGAGAAUGCCAUGCUGAAGUUUUCAAUCAUUGAUCAUGGAAAUGGGGCCCAGAUAUUCAGCAUCAAUGAAGACACUGGGGAGAUCCGUACAAUCAGUGUUGGACUUGAUCGAGAGAAAAUGAGUACCUACAACUUGACAUUGCAAGUUGCAGACCAGGAAGGUAAUGGACUAACCAACACUGCAAAAGCAGUCAUUAGGAUAACGGAUGUUAAUGACAACCCACCUGUCUUCACUGCCAAGCAAUUUUUUAUGCAAGUGGUGGAGCACAAAGGUAGUGUGGAAGUGGGCCGUGUCAGUGUUGCUGACAGUGAUGAGCAUGGAUCACCUAACUGGCGAGUAAAAUAUACGAUUAUUGGUGGAGAUCCAGAUAAAGAAUUUACUAUUCAAACUGAUCCUGAAACCAACGAGGGAGUUUUAUAUGUAAUCAAGUCUCUUGAUCAUGAGAAGAAGUCCCUGUAUGAGCUGAUAGUCACCGUUGUGAAUGAAAAUGAGCUAAACACUUCCAUGCCUCCAGCACCAAGCACUGCCAUCAUUAUCGUCACAGUGAAAGAUCUGAAUGAAGAGCCGGCAUUUCUGGAGAACCCCAAAAUUGUCAAAGUUCCUGAACAUUUAAAGAAGGGCUCACACAUUACAACCUACACGGCCAGAGACCCAGAUUUUGAUCCACAAACCCUGAGGUACAGCAUACAGUAUGACCCAGCUAAGUGGCUGGUGAUUGACCCUGAUACAGGCUCUGUAACAGCCAACAGGGAGAUCAGUCGAAAGUCGCCAUACCUAACUAACAACUGGUAUACCACUGUCAUCAUUGCAACUGAUGAUGCUGCACUCCCAAAUACUGCUACAGGGACCCUUUCAAUUCAUGUUUUGGAGGUAAAUGACUUUGCUCCUAUCAUGUUCCCACUGACUGCUACAACCUGUAGUGAAACUGACAAAGGGAAGGGAGUCAUCCUUAGUGCCCAUGAUGAAGACAUGCAACCACAAGCUCAGCCUUUUUAUUUUGCCUUCAGCCCAGACAGAAUUACGUCUUUCCAGAACUGGACCAUAGUUAAAGUCAAUGAUACUCAUUCCAGACUGGAGCUUCGGAACGAUGUUGAGGAGGGUCUUCAUAUUCUUCCAAUAAUAGUGAGUGACUCAGGCGAGCCACAGCAGCAUAGUGAGGCACUUCUGAAUGUAACUGUGUGUCACUGUGACAAUAAUGGGAGCUGUAAGCCGGGGUUAGCAGCCAUCUUUAAUAGCAGUAUUGGACUUAGCUUUGGAGCCCUAAUGAUUAUCCUUGCCAGCAUCAUCCUUCUUCUCUUGUUGCUUCUACUGGUUACCAUCUAUGAACGUUGUCGACAUCGUGAAUUUCAAAAAGGGCUUCUGGAGGGAUCUGAUGAUGAUAUUCGGGACAAUGUUCUGAAUUAUGAUGAACAAGGUGGAGGCGAAGAGGACCAGGAUGCAUAUGAUAUAGCACAGCUACGGAAUCCAGAUGCUGUAUUCACACCACCUUCUCCGAGAGGUAAACAGCCAAUCAGGAAAGAUGCACCAUCUAGCUAUGCUGCUCCAUUGUAUCCAAAAAGACCACUCACCAAUCCAAAUGACAUUGAAGAUUUCAUUAAUAAUGGCUUGGAUGCUGCAGAUAAUGAUCCAAAUGUACCCCCUUAUGACACUGCUCUGAUUUAUGACUAUGAGGGAGAUGGUUCACUGGCAGGUUCCUUGAGCUCCAUUGUGUCUGGCUCAGCAGACACAGAUGUGGAUUAUGACUACCUUAAUGACUGGGGACCACGCUUUAAAAAGCUGGCAGACAUGUAUGGUGAACAAUGACAGAGUUAAAGGGCAAGAGAGGACUCUGGAACAGACUCAAUCUUUCAUCAUCCUCCUUCUUGUACAUGGAAUCGUCCGUUCCUUGCCAAGCACUGAACAUUGUAUGACAGCACUAUGUGCAAGUCAGAUUCACUGUGUACACAGAACUUUAAAGGGUGCACUGGACAUUAUCUAACGAUUAAUAGUAAUGACAUUUUUUACACCUGUAUCAGAGAUUGCAUGAAUCACAAUUACUUCUUUGGUUGCAAGCAUCCUCAGUCUAUUCUUACUUCUAAAUCAGUAAUUUGGCUUUUUUUGUUUUAUCAGAUAAAAGAUGAAUGCACCAGAAGUGUUACUUGGGGGUGAGGGGUAUGUAUAUUAGCUACUUUCCCCAUUUAUAUAGUUUGCAUUCACAGUAGCUUAUUGCAUCUGACACAUACAGUCCAUCGCUUUACAUCAGUGAGUAAGCCAUGGUGUCUUGUGAAAGUUAUCGAAGAGCAGAAGUACAAAUUUGUUGAAAGAUAUCCAUUGCUUAUCACUCAUAACUAAUACAGUCAGUCUUUGCAGACCAUUAUAAAGAGUUUUUAUAAGUUACAGAUUUUGACAGGAAAUUUUUGUUGUUCCAAUUUGAGGAGAGGCCUUGUCAUUUUUAAAUAGCAAAUAUAUUAGGACUAGUUCUCUUUUCUUCAUCCAGAAGAAAGCCAUGCCCAUGCACACAUGACACUAUAUGUUCUAAGUAAUAAUGCAUAGAACACUGAGGUUGUCCUGCAAAAACAACAUGUUUGAGUAACCUGUUAGGCAUGAGGCAAAGCUCUUUAUGUGUGAAUACAUCGAAAGACUAUGUAUUUCAGCUUUCUAAUGCAUGCCCAGCAUCCAGUAGAGCACAUAAGUGGAAUAAAUUAUGUACAUAACUGUUUCUCCGAGAACACAAUGGAAAUAAUAAAUUGCAUAUACUCUGCAUCAUUUACAUUCCAAUUAAUCAUAAAUAUAUGUGUAUGUGUGCACGUACACAUAUGCACUCAUAAAUAAUUUUCUACAGAAAGAGUUAAAGAGUGUCAUAUAAGAUAAACACUGGCAUUGUCACUGUCACAAAAUAAAUACAACAGUGACAUAGCUGGAGUGGAAAAAUCAUUAAUAUUUUCACUCAAGCUGUGCCACGUCACAUCUCCCAAUAUUUGUACAAAACACUGCAUACCUAGCCCUGGCAACAGUGCUUGUUUAGUGCAGAGGAUUAAGGCUAUGAGCGAACAAUGAGUUUCACCCUGUACUCCAGAGUUUGAUUUCCACAGCCUCCAUUUACCUGUUGUGUUCCUCAGUUGCCUGGCUUGAUUUGGUGGGUUUAUCCACUUAAAAAUUAAUUAAAUAAAAAAGAAAAAUCUUAUGUCAAAAUAAUGAUUCUACAAAGAAACAUGAGAAUAUAUGAAAUGAUCAUUGCAAAGCAGUACAACAUUAAAAAAAUCUGAAAACUGUCACAUCAUCACUAUAGUUUCACAAACUCCCUGUAAGGUGUACUAUCCAUUUUGUGGUGAUAACUGCCUUCCCUAAUAUUCUACUCCAAAUAAAAAAUAAUAUUGGUGGCAAUGUUCACAUAAGUUUUACACACACUCACACACACACACACACACACACACA
Protopterus annectens (West African lungfish) is the source of this 4523-nucleotide messenger RNA. RefSeq names its product cadherin 15 (gene CDH15). The transcript is spliced from 14 exons. Gene Ontology annotation, biological process: homophilic cell-cell adhesion; cell morphogenesis; adherens junction organization. NCBI's taxonomy places the organism in Eukaryota, Metazoa, Chordata, Ceratodontiformes, Protopteridae. The coding region runs from base 516 to 2912 and encodes 798 amino acids. Gene Ontology annotation, cellular component: adherens junction; catenin complex; plasma membrane. Gene Ontology annotation, molecular function: cadherin binding; calcium ion binding. The record is from RefSeq and is a predicted model, not a curated record.